Messenger RNA from Diversispora eburnea, 279 nucleotides. NCBI's taxonomy places the organism in Eukaryota, Fungi, Glomeromycota, Glomeromycetes, Diversisporales, Diversisporaceae. The record is from the annotation of a GenBank genome assembly.
AUGAAAUUCGCAGUAGUUGCCGUUGUUCUAUCUUUAUUGGCAGCAACAUCGCUUGCUGAUGCCAACCAGGAGAAACGUGAUGCCGAACCUUAUUACUACUAUAAACGUAAUGCUGAACCAUACUAUUACUACAAACGUGAUGCCGAACCUUAUUACUACUAUAAACGUGAUGCUGAACCUUACUAUUACUACAAACGUGAUGCCGCCCCCCAAAAACGUCAGAAACCUACCAAACAACCAGAUACGUCUGAUUCGGAAUCAUCUUCUGAUGAAGAAUAA